Molecule: messenger RNA, 339 nt
Organism: Sclerotinia sclerotiorum 1980 UF-70
Lineage: Eukaryota; Fungi; Ascomycota; Leotiomycetes; Helotiales; Sclerotiniaceae
Exons: 3
Coding region: 1-339 (112 amino acids)
Source: RefSeq, a predicted model, not a curated record
AUGGUAUUCUGGCAGAUGAAUGGGGUGCUCAGCUCCAUUAGGUGGGUUAUUAAGUGGCCGUUGAUUGAAAUAGCGGGUCCACCUUUAGGUGUGAAAAUCAUGCCAUCUUUCCAAGCUACGCGUAUUACUGUUGGGGAAGUUAACUUUGGUGCUACAAUUUCUGCAGGUCGUUGUUGCAAGGUGGAUCGUGCGAUUUCGCAGCAGUGGAAGAAAAGAAGCCUAGGGCCCUUGAGCAAAUCCUGUGCAAGUAUCCUAAGUUCUAUCAAUAGUGAAAAUCGCCGAUUGCUAUUUGUAAGGCAUCUUCUGGUUCUUGGCCGGCAUACAAAAUUCGUUAAGUGA